Messenger RNA from Acaulospora colombiana, 237 nucleotides. The record is from the annotation of a GenBank genome assembly. Lineage: Eukaryota; Fungi; Glomeromycota; Glomeromycetes; Diversisporales; Acaulosporaceae.
AUGAGAGGUGUCAAUUUGGAGGAAUUUAUCGAUGCUGGUGCUGACUGUCGAAAGGGAGCGCCACCUGGAGCCGCCGUGGUCCCGUCCGGCGGGUCGGUGUCGACUUCCGAAUCGAGGAAUUUGAUGAAAAUUUAUGUGUCGUGCGUGCCACAUUGGAUAGUGACAGAGUAUGGCAUAGCUCAUGGCAUUGGAGUGUUUUGGGUGGAGAUGAGAGAGAGACUGGACUGGAUGGAGUAG